Molecule: messenger RNA, 501 nt
Organism: Malassezia globosa CBS 7966
Lineage: Eukaryota; Fungi; Basidiomycota; Malasseziomycetes; Malasseziales; Malasseziaceae
Exons: 2
Coding region: 1-501 (166 amino acids)
Biological process (GO): spliceosomal snRNP assembly; mRNA splicing, via spliceosome; mRNA 5'-splice site recognition
Cellular component (GO): nucleus; U1 snRNP
Molecular function (GO): zinc ion binding; pre-mRNA 5'-splice site binding
Source: RefSeq, a predicted model, not a curated record
AUGGGAAAGCACUAUUGUGACUACUGCGAUGUUUUUUUGACUCACGACUCGACAUCAGUUCGAAAAGCUCACAACUGCGGUCGAAAUCAUUUGCAGAAUGUGCGUGACUAUUAUGCAUCUAUUUCUCCGUAUGAAAUGCAAGCCAUUGCAGACAGCAUUUUAAGGGAGUACCAGAAGCGAGGUCUCCCGCCCCCCAUGGAGUUGGUCGCGCCUCAAUUGGCAUACAGACUGCCUCCUCCCUCGCUCAUGCCGAAUGGCCGCGCACCUUUCAUGGGGGGCGCGGCUAUGCGCCCACCGCCUGGGAUGCCUGCCCCAGAUUUCUCUAAGCCUCCGCCUGGAGUGCCGCUGCCGGACUUCUCCAAGCCCCCUCCUGGCAUGCCGCCGCCAGACUUUUCCAAGCCACCACCUGGCUUGAUGACACCUGACUUUUCGAGGCCACCUCCUUCUAUGACACGACAGACUCAGCCACUACCGCCCCGACCUGCGCCAUCGCGAUCGUAA